UGAGGAACGGCAUGCAGAUUUCUCUGCCAACAGCGAGGACAGCCAUUGUUGCAAUGGCUGUCCUAUAUAACAUCCGACACGAGUUUGGUGACACCAACGUAUAUGGUAGAAUUAUUUUCAGUAUAUUGGAAGUAUAUACAAUAGAAAUAUUGUUCGUAUAUGUAAUAGGAAUCAUUUUUCAGAUCCAGAAGACGAUGAGGGGGCGGAGCAGCCGGCGGAAGAGGAUGUCAGCCCAACUACGGAAGAACCUACAUCUACAUCUAGAUCUACAUUGGUUGCUGGCAGUCUCUUCCGUCAGCAGUUUGUGCAGCAUAAUAGUGGUCUUAAAAGAAGGAUCCAAUGGAAUUAGAUGAGUGAGAACGAG
Molecule: messenger RNA, 364 nt
Organism: Cephus cinctus (wheat stem sawfly)
Lineage: Eukaryota; Metazoa; Arthropoda; Insecta; Hymenoptera; Cephidae
Exons: 3
Coding region: 12-353 (113 amino acids)
Source: RefSeq, a predicted model, not a curated record